Auxenochlorella protothecoides is the source of this 900-nucleotide messenger RNA. Its product is annotated as ATP-dependent Clp protease proteolytic subunit-related protein 4, chloroplastic. Gene Ontology annotation, cellular component: endopeptidase Clp complex. NCBI's taxonomy places the organism in Eukaryota, Viridiplantae, Chlorophyta, Trebouxiophyceae, Chlorellales, Chlorellaceae. Gene Ontology annotation, molecular function: ATPase binding; serine-type endopeptidase activity; ATP-dependent peptidase activity. The record is from RefSeq and is a predicted model, not a curated record. Bases 1 to 900 code for a protein of 299 amino acids. The transcript is spliced from 5 exons. Gene Ontology annotation, biological process: protein quality control for misfolded or incompletely synthesized proteins.
AUGGCUGCCAUGGCGGUGCUGCCUGUGAGCCCCUUCCGGGUCCAGCGACUGAAAGAGCAAAACCGGUUGAUGCCAUUCCAGAACACAGCGGGACGCCGCGUCCAGCGGAUCCAGGCUCGAGCAGCGGGGCGAUUGGAUGUGCAAGCGGUGCGACAGGGAGCGUCACGAGGGAGAAGCCCAUCUCUGCCAUGCAUCAUAUCCGCAUGCAGCUCCCGCUCCUCGCGGCUUAUCCACCCACCCCUCCUUGGGCCCUCCAGGUCGAUCCCUCAACUCUCAGGCGAUGCCACGUCACAGACCCCCCCGGACCUCCCCUCCUACCUGUUCAAGGAGAGAAUCGUGUACCUGGGAAUGCCCCUCAUGCCGCAAGUGACGGAGCUCAUGCUGGCAGAGCUCCUGUACCUGCAGUAUGAGAGCGUGACCGCCCCCGUCUUCAUGUACAUCAACUCGACCGGCGUAGCGAAAGGUGCCGGGAAGCUGGGAUACGAGGCCGAGGCUUUUGCCAUCUACGACACCAUGUGCUACAUCAAGCCGCCAGUGGCCACGAUCGCCAUCGGCAACGCCUUUGGCGAGGCGGCCAUGCUGCUGGCGGCGGGGGAGCCCGGGCGCAGGGCCGCGCUGCCCUCCGCCAGCAUCAUGAUCCGGCAGCCCAUCCAGCGAUUCCAGCAGAUGCAGGCGACAGACAUUGACAUUUACCGCACCGAGCUGCGGAAGACCAACGCCGAAGUGGUCCGCCUGCUGGCGAAGCACACGGGACACAGCGAGGAGCAGACUGCGAGCAACAUCAAGCGGCCGAGGUACAUGACGCCGUACGAGGCCGUGGAGUACAACCUGAUUGACCAGGUGCUGGAGCCCAACGACGAGGAGUUCAAGCAGGUGGUACGGGCAGCGCGAGGGGGCUGA